AAUCUCUGCCGCAAAACAAAACUGCCAAAUGACCUUUGGGGCGUAGCUUUGACAUUUGUGGGCAAAUUGGGGUACAAGGACAUUAGCAAAAUUUGAAUGUCAGCAAGAUGGCGUUGUAGCUCAUUAAGAUGAAAAUUAUAAAAUGAUGUCUGGAUCAAACUAUUUUUUAUCAAUUCCUCACCUUAAGCAACUGGCUUUGUUGACCUCCUAAGAGUUUCGUCAUUCAUAGGGGUUCCUCAUGAAAAGAGGUGGUGGACCAAAUGAGUUAGACCCCCCACCAAAAGUUUCUAAAACUAGAGAGUCUGUGGAUGAAGAUGAAUGUGUUGGUGAUUGGCAAGUAUGUUACGCAUCAGUUCAAUCCAGUAUUGAUUGGCUAUUGUGUAACUCAUGUUUUUACGAGUAAUCAUUAUUUUGCAGAUAAAUGUUAAGUAAUGGGGCUAAUAGUUGUACAUUUCGUUUGCCCUCAUUCUUACCAAUGAAUUGUUGGGAAUAUUUGUGGAUUUCCUCAUAAGAGAUCUCUGUUUCCAUCAUCCUCAUUUGAAUACUAGGCAUCUAUUUUACUCUUUAUUUUUCGUGAAAAUAUCUUGUCGAGUCAGUUAAUGAAGUUUCUGUGAUAGAAGUAUUAAACACAUUAAAUAUGAAUCUGUACCAUAAUGUGUUGUUUAAUUAUCCCGUAACGCGCUCAUAAAUUAAGUAGCUCAUUUCUUUUAACUGUCUUUCAGUAAUUUUUCUUUGUAAACAGAGGGGUUGGAAUUGAUAUCCUUUCACUACUUUUCAUUUCUAUAAACUAUUUUUGUGUAACAUAGGCAUCGCUUGGAUGUUCAUUAGCGGAAAGACUGGAAAAAAUCACUACUGUCCAACAUUUAACAACACGCCAAGUUAAAAGGUUGUUAAAGGAUGUCCUGACUAAUGAGGAUGUUGUGAGUGCUCUACGUCGGUAUAUUGACGGUGAAUUCAGAGAGCCUGAAACCGGUGAGGUUUCAGCAGCUACUCGAAGGCGUGCUAAAUCUUUGGGGUUAUUUUCUAUCCUCAGUGAUCUUGGAGGAAAUUCCGAUUACCACCUAGAAUCUAGAGCUAUCACUCGGUAAGUCAUAUUGUUUUUCACUUUUCUGAGACUUAUGUUAAAUCGUUCGUAUGGUGCUAUCAGAUUUAAUAUAGAAGACUUAAACUAUCCUCUUUGUAUUGGAAUACAAACAAACGAUUGCUGUAUUGGUUGAGCGAGUCUGCACUUUGAUAUUAUCAGUUACAAAUAUUUAUAACGGUUACGUUUGUUAUCAUUUGAAGGUCUUUAAAGAACAUUAAUGGGAAUGAGAGCACACAUCCACCUAACUUAGUUGCUCCACAACAAUAAUUAGGUUACACAGUAGUCUAAUCUCACCAUCACAAGCGUUUCGAAAACACUUUUGAAAGAUGUGUGGCGCAUAUAUAUUUGGUGCCCACUUGUACCAAUAUUUAUGUGUUCAAAUAAAUAAAUAAAUACGUAGCUAAGCACUUAGAUGUCGAGUGGGUGGGUGCUAUCAGCAUCGUAUUGUUACUCAGAUUUCUUUUUCACUUCCGACGUUUUUACCUUGGCUAUGGAGAUGAUAUCGUCUUCCUAUGAAAUGACAUAGACAUGUAACCAGUUGUCUGUGAAAUGUAUUUUUUUCGAACUGAGAACGUGCUACGGCUUUGCGUUCUAUGAUAAUUGUCCUGUAAGGAAUCCUUGCUUGCAAUGGUAGCAUCGGGUGAUGUUGAGAUACCCCAAUGUCUAUUUGAGUAUAAUGUAAAUGCUGAUGAUUUAUUGAGUUCUGUUACUUUGAGACACCGGCUUCCUUAUGGUAUAUAUAUAACGGGUUUCAUACCAACUACUACUUGUCGUUGCUUGCAAUUAGUUGAAACAGUAGACGUAUAUUCUGCUAUUUAUACGCCUGGCAAUGGAUUACUGCAGGGUAUUCAUUAAUAAGUGAGUCGAUUUCAAAGCACUUUAUUUAAUUUUGAAGCUAGUACAACUUCUCAAGUUAUGUAAUAUUUUCACGAAAUCAGUAGAUCAUCAUUCUCUAUCACUCACUAACUUUAAGAAAAACAUUGAUCAAACAUAAUUUGCGUACUGAAUUCCUUUACCCGGAGAAUAAAUUUAGUUCCUAGGUCGUAACGGAUUUUAUUACUGACAAUUUUACAUUACGCUUUAUUCCUUUUAAAUUUUGUUCUCAUUAUUUUUACCUUAUUUUUCUGCUUUCCAUAUUCGUCAAGAUUCUCGGAAACUAGCUAAAUCUCAAUUUAGUGACUUGUUGGUCUUCUCAUUUUGAACUGAGAUGGAUAAGUAUUUCCUCUAAAGACUUUAUUUUGUGUCUGUACUCCCUGUGGGACUCCGUGUCACAUCAUGUUAUUAUCUAGUUUUGAUUAACUGUAUUAAUCAUUUCUAUACAAACACAUUUAAAUCAGUUAUUUAGGUCCGUAAUUGUCAUCACAACUUCUUUGCACUACAUUUGGUUGAUAUUACCCAAGUUCUAGUUAACCAAAUCACUUUUUGGAUCUAGUUUACUAUUCACUUACGUACAGCUAGAAGUCAAAAAGAAAUUAUUUUAACAUUUAAGAACAAAGUAUCUUUAUUGCUAUCACACUCUUGUAAAUAGAUGUGGUAUCAAUUCUCCAAUUUUUUGUCAAUGCUUACAUGGAGAUAAAAUUUCUAAUAACUGUGGUACUAAUUAUUAACUUUCGAUAAUCUAUGCAUACUAUUAUGAACUUGGUAUUUGUGUUUAUAAAAUGAACGCUUUAGUAUGUUAAUUUCUCAAACCUCCUUUUUUAAGGCAAUCAAUAUUCGGUUUGAUGGAUAUCUUUUUACCUCUUUUCGUUUGUUUCAAUUAUCUUUCAUGUUUGGCAUAGAUCACACGCCUUAUUUUCCAGUAAUUAUCUAUUUACGUUUUCACUAAAUAUUGAAUACUUGAAAAUGGCGGAUAUGUUAAGGAGAAUGACCUAUGUAUUGAGUGUUAUGAAUUUCACUUAUUGCUUUAAGCUUCAUAUAGUUUAUGAAUUGCAUAUCAGUGUUAAAAUGUAUAAUCUAAUUUAUGCUUCACUUUGGUUUCUAUUUUCUUACAAAAUCAACACACAUAAAUGCAGUACUCUUUGCUUUGUUAAGCAUCUAGUGUGGUUUUUAUCAUGCUACUUUGAUUUCUUUACUGUCCAACUAACUGAAUUAAUAUCUUAGUAAAUACCAGCGUUUUCACCUGUAGCUGUAAAUAAAGAGUUUCCAGAGGUUGGAAUUCCCAGUUUAGUGAGUAUUAGGAUUAUAGUUUGUUGUUUUUCUUUGUUGGUUUCCAUUAAAAUAUUCCUAUACUAACAAAGUCGGUGUAUUUGACUCAGUGAAUUAAACAUGUAAUAACAAACCUUAUUGAUGGCCGAUUAAUUUCUUGUGUAAUGGUUUUAUUUAUCUGUCUAUUUUGAAUAAAUUCUUCAGAUCACUUACUCGUCGUAUUGAAGAGUCAUUGCAAAAUCAGUUUCCACAUUCUACCACACCCGAAAAAGAAGCACCAUGCACCAUUCUUGAUAUGGAAUUCCCUGACGAAGAUGAUGGCAACGGAAAAAAUAUAGGGAACGAUUUAGAUAUUUCAUUGACUGAUAGUGAUUACCAACCAAACGAUGGAGAUUACAAAAUUUUAAGACGUGAUCAAGUGCUAGAUUUUACCGAAGCCUCCAAACAUAAUUCCUGUGUUACAGAUGUAGAAAAUGAAAGUUGUCUAAAUGGUAGUAGAAGUAGCACUGAGAGUGAUUCACAAAUAGAUCUUGACUCUUGUGAUGACUGCAUUCAACCUAACAAUAUCGAUAAUUCUGUUUUCUGUGGAAACGAUAAUAAUUUAGAUAUACGAACUUCCCGUCUCACUCGUUCAAAAGCUAAAUCACUCAAGAGUUUAUCUGAAUUAAGAAACGGUGUUUCUUUUGAAAAGCAUGAAAAUUCUAACUCCAGCGUAUCAUUUCGACCGGACGAUGCUGUUGAAUUUUCGCUUCCUGGUAGUUCUCAUUGUUAUCCUGAUGCAGAAGAGGGUGAAGAAGAAGAAGAAGAAGAGUUGAACGCAACAGAGGACAUAACAAAUAAAAAUUACAGUACAACAACAAAUAAAGAUGUAGAUAUUGAAGAUUCAGAUAACGAUGUAUAUACUCAAUUUCUUCGUUCGCUGUUCACUUCCGCUUCCAAUUCAGCGAACUGUACGCCUAACAAAUCAAAUCCAGGAAUAAAUGCUCCAGUUAAAGCGUCUACAAUCUGUGAAAAACUCUUAGGCGAUGAACCAAACAAAAACAACAGAUCCCAACCAUCAAAUGGACAUCAUUCUGAAAUGACAUCGCGGCCAAUAUCAAGGCUUGUAAAUGAUAUCAAUGACGAUGAAGACGAUGACGAUCCAGAAUUUGACGUUAUGGCAGAGUUAGACGAUGUUGAUAGGGAGGAUUUUUUCUAUGAAUUACGAGACGAUCGCGCUGUUCGAGUAUCUAAAAUGGAAGCCAAGAAUUUACAUGAAGAUUUACGUGAACUGUUCAGUUCAGAAGAAGGACAUGAAAAUCGUACACAUCAAUCCAAAACACCUUCAUUCCUGGCAAUGAAAGCUUAUGGCCAACGUUUGUUUCAUAUGGAUCGCAAUACAUUUCGAAAUAGUAGUCAAAUAAAUGAGUUUAACAAUCCACAACAUAUUCAAUCUCCUGCACCCAAUGAGAUUUUUCAUAAGACUACAGAUACUCCGGUUAAUCCAACUGUAACACGGUGUCGUAUCACCCUUACUGAGACAGAACUGGUUCGAUUAGAACGUCAAUUAGUAAUGCAUAUUCAAUUGUUAACUACCAAUUUCUUAUUAACAUAUGAUUUUCCUGAUAUGCAUGAAUAUGUUACCCGACCAUGUGCUACUCUUCUCAAAACUUUAAUUGCUAAACGUCAAGCUUUUGAUUUAGUUGCACUUCAACAAAAUAUUCCCGAUAAAUAUCCUGUUACAAGCUUCUAUUGGUGUUGUCCUACUUUGGAAAUGGCUGUUGAUUUGAUUUCCGAUUAUGCUGGAUUGUCUAUGCUUCCACGUUUACCAUGGAAUCCGUAUAAACGAGGAGUAGGAAAUAGUCUUACUAAGUCGCAAUCAUUCGCCUUGCCUAUCCCAUAUUGUUUAUUACGUAUAAUGACUAACAGUCCUAUUUGGUCUUAUGCGUGUUUAAUGCCUACUGUCUUGGGACCACAUCCGAAAAGUCAUGUCCGAUUAAUUUUUCAUCCAUCUGAAGAUGCUUUAAUGGUGAUGGGAUUGGCAGACUUUUCCGGUGCAUUAAGUCGAACUCGUAAAUCUCUCGAACCUAAAACUCUUAAUUAUCACCACCAAUCUAGAAGUCGUGGAUCUAAGUGUAAACAACCUUGUCGUUACAUUGCAUAUCGUUUAAUCGGUAGGCAUAUACUUCCGUAUCGUACACUAUUGCAGUUACGCUCUCGUCGUUGGAAUCUGUUGGCUAAUCGGGACAGUAUAGAUAAUGCAGGGGACUCCAAACAUGUACCAGUUGCUACUCGUCGUCUACUUCAACUCUACACUGAGUUAAGUCAACCAGGGGAAGUGGACCUAAAAAGAAUUCAACAGUAUGCUAAUGAAAUGACUACACUUGCUGCUCCUUAUGGUCUUCCACUAAUUGUUGAAUGUUUAACUGAUAAGAAUUCUAAAGAUUUGUUUACUUUUGAAGGGCUUCCCACCGAUGUAGGUUAUGAGCAUGUUUUAAAUUCUAACUAUCGUAAUGAAAAUGCAAAACGUAGAUUGGAUGUAUUAACUGAGUUCAUAGAAAAUGCCGAGUGUUUUUGGAGGUCACAGAUUGGAAAAACGCACUCUAUAGAAAUGAAAACAACAAAUUCAACAGAUGUAGAAGGUGAAUCCAUAGUCAAAUUAGAACCACCAGUUGAAUGUGAUGUGCUUGGUCCGAAUUAUUUACCUGCUAUCCCAGUGGAUCUCAAUCCUGACGGUACCGUAGUUCUCAGCAAAACCAGUGAACCUGCUCUAGUUGAAGUUUUUAAAGUGUCUGAUGAUUCGGAGUCAAUCCAUGAUUCAAAUAAUCACUCUGAAAAUCCAGUUAAUAAUUUAUCAAAUCAAGAAACACAAAAAUAUCGAACUGUUCAAACUAAAAAAUCACAUCAUAUCGAAUUUAUCCUAGCCCGGAUAAACAAACAAAAGUCAUAUAAACUUUCAGAUGAUGAUAAGGUAGAACCACCAGCCAGUGCUGAAAAUCAUGAUAUAUCAGAUGGUAUUGUUGCACCGUCCUCUGUUGAAUGCAUUUUAAAUGAUCAGCAGCUUGAGGAAAUGCCAAAUAUUUUGGAGUCUUACUGGAGUCAUACAGGUAAUGAUGCAUUAGAUGUUUGUCAAAAAGUAGCAGAUGCUCUAGUGAACUUAUUUCACUUUGGUUUUGAUAAAUUUUGUGCUGCCCGUGGAGACGCUAAUCUUGGACCUAGAAAGUUUUGCCAUAUGUUGAAGUCAUCAGUGUUAAAUCCUCAUAUUCCUAGUGCAGAUGCAAGUUCUGUAUGUUCAAACAACUUUCAAUCUGUUUUGGAUUCGUCAAUUUUUAUUGCUGAUGAGUGUCAGAGUCAAGCUGCAGGGAUCUUCCCAAGUGCAUGUCUUAUGACAUCCAGUCGUUUUGUUGCAAGAUGUCGGGCACGUGGUGAUGCUAACUCAUCUGACUUACUGACUCUACCGUCUUCUAUCAUAACUCAUACACAGGCAAUAACGGAUGAGAUGGAUGUGAGACGAGCACGUUCACUACUAGAUCGAUGUCGAACCUAUUUAGCUCCAGGUGAUUACAAAAAUAUGAUGAUUAACUUAUCCAACUUAAGUCAAGCUAUUCAGACUCCUAGAUUAAUCACCAGUAAUCAUGAACAGUCAGACAAAACUGAAGUAUUACUUUCUCUUGCAUGUGUGUUAAAUUGUUUGAAAAAACAUUUAUCUUUGUGGGAGGAUUUUGUUUGCCUUCUUACUCCAUCACAAGCCCGUAGUCUGGGUCUGCUAUCUACAUAUUUCAAUCUGGCACGGAUCAACCGAGUGCAAAGAGUUUUACAAGAUAUUGUUCCCCGUGAUAGGAGAUUUUGGAGGCGUCUUCGUAAUUUGGCAGAUAGCUGCAGCAUUGAGGCACGUCAUAUUCCAGUCAAAAAGAAGUUUUAUACAGGUGUAAGAGAUAAUUCUGCUCAUGAUCCUUCAAAUGCAGAUAAACAAAACCUCCAUGAUUGCAGCGAAAGAGCAACUAAUGGGACUCGAAACAUUCGGAAAUCAUCUGUGUUACAACAGGGUCAAAGUUCAGGUACAAUCUUAAGUAAAACCCAAACCAAAUCCCGCGUUAGAGGUUUGCGACAUCGAAAUAUGCAUGAUGCAUUCUCCAAAGCUUGGUCAGUUCUGGAGAGUAGUUGGCGCAACCGUCCUGUUCUCUUAUCACGUAUCGCCAGUCUUAUUAAUACUAGACAUAAGCCAUAUGUCGGUUUUGAACAGAGUUUUGAAGAAUCAGAUGUACUUGCUCGUCAUCCUGUAGGGAACUCAACUUAUCCCGAGAAUUUAAAUCAAAAUGCAGGCAUUUCAAGCAACAGAUACAUCCCUUCUCCAAUCAACGCCCUUUCUCCUCAGUUACGAUCCUUUCUUUCGGAAGGAUGGGAAGUAUGCACUGACCUUGCUUCAACAGCUCACAAUCGAAAUAACUCGUUAGGUACACUCUGGGCUCGUAGACAAUGUCCUUGCCGAUGUCAUCCUAGUGCAUCAUCAAACAGUGUUCCAAUAACAAACCAAUCUGGAAAACCUAUUAAAAAGGUUGACAGUCUUGGUUUAAGACACUGCAUUUCUUGCAGUUUGAGAGUGCAUCGUGGCAUUGUGUAUGUUGAUGAGUGCAAUCUUCAUCUGCGUCACGUAAAGAUAACUUGGCCACCUGGUUUUAAACCAAAAGCUCAUUUACCUCGAAGUUCCCUAUCAGCUGACUCUGUUGCAAAUCAAAUCCCUCGUCCUGCAACAAUCCAUCAUGCAUCAUCAAAUAUUCCUACUCGUACUGCUUUAAGCGAACUUGCAAAAAUGCAUGCCAGAUUACAUUCUACAAACAGAGUAUCAAAUCAUCGCAAUUUCCUACCAGAUAUGGCUGGUCGACGUGUUUCAAUCGAAUUUGUUCCUUCUUUUAAAUCAAGUACAUCAGACAGUCGACAAAUCGAUGAUUCAAGCAAUCAAGAUGAAUGUAAUGCUCUUGAAGGAACUGAUGACGUUCAACUCUCCUGUCCUACAAUAGAUAAGCAUCAAAGACUAGUCGAUGUAGAUAGUAGAAAUGGUCUCAUACCACGUGAAUUACAUUCGAAAUUUGAUGUAGAAAAUCCUAUGAGUUGGUCGCUGGAUGAUGAAGCUGCUUGCUUCAAUACAGAAGCUUUUGCAUCUACAUACAAUGAGAAUCAUGAAGGUGACCCGUGUGAAUUAGUUAAUGAUGAUUGGACACCGGAAGAAGACAGGCAGUUAUUGGAAUUUUGUAAAGCUAAAGGACGUUACAGCUCUCAAAUGUUUACAGACUUAGCUAAAAUAUGGGAACCCAAACCAUAUGUUUACUCUGCACAACGAAAUCCACUGGAAUUAGAAGAACGUUUUAAACAUCUCAUGCGUAUCACAUUGAGAGAAGCUUAUGAUCCAGAGUUAUUUCAAACGCCGUAUAGAGACGAAUCUUCAUGUGAAGAUGACUAAUCAUAAUUUGACCUUAUUUAUUUGUUCUCCCAUAUUCACAGAAUAAGUUAACGCGCAUGAAUCAAGUCUUUCAUUUGUAUAAAUUUGUACAAUAUUACAUAGAUUUCUUAUUAAUUAUCAACAUAUAUUUAUCUUCUCACAGCUCAUUCUUCAAACUUUAUAAAAUAUAUGUUAGCGUUGCAAAUUUUUGAAGUCACAUAUUUUGUAUAUGCUUUCAAAGUUCUUUAUGAGAUAACCCUU
This is a messenger RNA of Schistosoma bovis, 8906 nucleotides long. Lineage: Eukaryota; Metazoa; Platyhelminthes; Trematoda; Strigeidida; Schistosomatidae. The record is from the annotation of a GenBank genome assembly.